Messenger RNA from Colletotrichum truncatum, 4038 nucleotides. Its product is annotated as ankyrin repeat protein. The record is from RefSeq and is a predicted model, not a curated record. Gene Ontology annotation, biological process: arachidonate metabolic process. Gene Ontology annotation, cellular component: membrane. Lineage: Eukaryota; Fungi; Ascomycota; Sordariomycetes; Glomerellales; Glomerellaceae.
AUGGACGAGAACCGUCCUGUUCGCCUCUUGUCCCUCGAUGGAGGCGGUAUACGAGGGGUUUCUUCCAUUCUUAUUCUUAAGGAGGUCAUGCGUCAGGUCAAUGUUGACCGUAAAUUAAAAGACCACCUCCAACCAUGGCAGGUCUUCGAUCUAAUAGGAGGAACCAGUACGGGUGGCAUCAUAGCUCUCAUGCUCGGUUGCCUCAGGAUGUCGGUCGAUGAGUGCUAUGAGGUCUACUUAAAGCUUGCAAAAACAAUAUUUAAGCCCAAGCGCUGGAAAUGUGAUGUCUUUAAUCGCGGUCUCGAUCUCAUCUCUGCCAAGGAGCGAUACGACUCGGCCAAGAUGGAAGAGCUGGUUAUGCAAAUCAUCAAAGAACGAACAGGAUCUCGAAACUCCAUGCUUCAAGAUCCACAACGAGCGUCCUCGUGCAAAGUCUUCGUAACAACAGUCCGCGCCGAGGACAAUGAACUGCUUCUUCUCCGAUCAUACGUAAACAAACAACAGCUAGACACACAUUCGUCUUCCUUCGAGAUGUGGGAGGCGUUACGAGCCACCUCCGCUGCAAGUACCUACUUUAAAGAGUACCGUCGCGGAAAUGAAGGAUACGUCGACGGCGCCUUCAAAAGCAACAACCCCAUAUUCGAGGUUCAUAAUGAAGCCGCAGACCUCUGGCCGGGCCGCGACGUCUUUCUUAUUAGUAUCGGCACAGGAACGAAACCGAACGAGCCACUAGGUGGGCACGUCGUUAAGCUUGCCCGAUCUAUGACCAGACUUGUCACAGCAACGGAAGGGACUUGGAUCAGAUUUCAUCGGACUCAUAAGCAUUUGGCGGAAGAUAGCCGUCUUUUUCGUUUCAGCGCUCCUGGUAUUGGGGUGGUCGAUUUGGGGAACUACAAGAUGAUGGGUGAUGUCGCCAUGAAAACGGGGACAUAUUUGCGAGAUACGACCACGGCUCGUGAUGUUUCGGCGUGUUCCAAGGAGAUGUUAGAGAUUCAGACGAAAGAAUACACGACUGUGCAUAAGCUCUCGAAAAACGAAAUGGAUUGCCUCAAACUCUUAUCUGCCGCUGGGGGCUCCUACGAAAGCCACAGGUUAAGCAUCGAGAAUCCUGUAAAGGGAACUUGCCAGUGGUUUCUUGAACAUAAAAAAUUUACUAAAUGGUUGAAAGAGUCUUCAUCUUCUCUUCUCUGGGUAACGGCGAAUCCAGGCUGCGGCAAAUCCGUUCUAUCAAGCUUUCUUGUGGACGUCUUGUCUAAAAAGUUUCCUGAAACAAGCAUCUGUCAUUUCUUCUUCAAGGCCGGCGAGGAUGAUCGGCAACAUUCCCACCAGGCUCUUUGUUCCAUUCUGCACCAAAUCUUCAAAACGCAUCCUAAGGCGAUCAAGGUCGCCAUGGGCACCUACUCUUCCAACAAUGCCACCCAUUUUACUCAGAACAUCGAAUCGUUGUGGGAAACUCUAUGUAAAACAUCGGACUCUCUACCAUCGAAGCAGAUCAUUUGCGUCAUUGACGCAUUGGAUGAGUGUAGCGAAGGUUCAAGGAACCGGCUAAUCGACCUCCUAGUCAACACGUUUCCCCAGAUGGUUGGUAGCCGAAAGUUGCUCGGUCGUCUCAAGAUUAUAGUGACAAGCCGACCUUGGGCGAGUAUUGAGAGUCGCUUCCGUUACCUUAGCUGUGUCCGUCUGCGAGGGGAAGAUGAGGCAUCCUCUCUAUCCAAGGACAUUGAAACCAUGGUCAAGGUCAAGGUUGAGAAGCUGAAGACGGAAGGUACAAUUUCACGAGAAGCUUGUUCUAUUCUUGAAGCAUCUCUCGCUAAAGGGGCUGACCGCACAUUUCUCUGGGCAUCAUUGGUGCUUGAAACAAUUUCUCAUCUCCCAUCGCGAAAACUCAGUGCCGUCAAGGCCACGCUCAAAGUUGUUCCAGCCGACCUGGAUCAACUAUACGAAACUGCCCUAUCGGGUGUCACAGACUUACAAGCCUCGACUAAAAUGCUACGAGUAAUUCUUGCAGCGACCCGACCACUUACACUCGAUGAGCUCAACAUGGCCACCAGCAUCAGUUCACAACACCAGACUGUCCAGGACCUUCUAGAUGAUAUGGAGCCUAAUAUGGAAUACACGGUGAAGAGUCUCGGAGGCUUCUUUGUAAGGGUCAUAAACUCCUCUGUUCAUCUAGUACACCAAACCGCUCGAGACUUUUUGCUGCAAACUGCGGCUACUAGGUCUACGGCUUGGCAGCACUGCCUUACUAUUUCGGAAUGUCACUCAACGAUGGCUUGGUCGACGGUCAACUUCCUGCUUCUGAAGGGAUGGCCAAGCAGGGGAGAGACUCCCACUGCGGAUACUGUAUACGCUUCCAACAGAAAGCUGUUGAAAUCGCUACCGCCCGCGGCAGCAGACUUUUAUGCGUACGCCACUAAAAGUUGGGCAGAUCAUACUCAAAAGCAGGAAGAUGGAUCCCAAAUGGACGCCGCAUUGCGCCAACGGAUCGCAAUUCUUUGCAACUCGUCCAAGCCAGGCUUUCAAACGUGGUGGUUUAUGUUGGCAGGCACAACUUAUAUUCUCAAAGGUAAAUGGGAUACCGAGUCAAUGCGGGACUUUACGACCUUUUGUCAAUAUCCGCUGCAUUUUGCAGCUAACAACGGCCACUAUGUUACGAUGAGAGGCUUGCUGGACUCGGAAUCCUGUGUCGUCACAUCGCGGGAUAAUAAGGACUUUGACUGUUUGGUCGCGGCGUCGUUCGCGCAAGAAGUCGCUGUCGUCAGAUGGUUGUUAACUAACUUUGACAACUCAUGUUUUCAGUUGGGUAUAGCUUUGCAGGGUGCUUAUGAGAUGGACAUUGUCAGACUCUUGGUUGACACGGGGGUUGAUCUUAAGCAAGAAUACUUGAUGCCAUUUUCGAAAAGCAGACUCAGCUGGACUCUUCUACAGUCAGCCGCCAUCUUCGGAAGCAAAGAAAAACUGAAGUUUUUGCUGAGCAAAAAUGCAGGAUGCCUGGCAAGAGCUAUAUGCACAACUGCGGGAUGUGAUCGGCCAGCUUCAAUGCAAAUCCUGCUAGCCGCUGAAGACCGUAGGAGCAAAGAAGAUAGACUGCAGAACCUCAAAGAAGCGUUAAGAUUGGCUGGUGAGAAAGGAAAAGCUUUCACUAGAAGGGUUCUGCUGGACACCGGCGUGACAGAUCCGGAAGGUUUUGAUUUGUCACCUGGCUUGCUGAAUGCCACGAUGCUCGGUUGCUCCAAGGAAAACAUUGAAGCACUUAUCCAAGAUGGUGCCAAAGACGACGAUGGAAAGGCGCUGUCAUCACGUGCAACAUUCGGUGACGUCGAGGGUGUCCAAACACUGCUCUCUCUGCUGGAAUAUUCGACGAGGCAUCUAAACGAGGCUUUGUUGAUAUUUUUCGACACACAACUGGGCGCCGAGCUGGGAGAGCACUUACUCGGGACAAUCAAGCGAGUUCUGUCAUCUGGCAAUCGAAGGCUGUCUAAUCCAUUCCCCAUUAAACCGUUUCUCGGAGAGGAUCAACAUACGAACGAAGUAUUCCUCAAGCUGAUGUCGGCUAAGAAUGCGCGACUUCCAGCUGCAAGAUUCCACCAAGCAGUGUGCUAUGCAAUUGCAAUGGAUGAACAACUUGCACUUUUUCUGGUGAAAAGUCGUUUCGAAUUGCAGAACCACACCGGGACAUGGGAAUUACUGGAAUAUCUCGCAUUGGCAUGUCUUUGGGGAUGCAAAGCUAUGAUCCAGCAUAUAUGUGAGGCUGAAGGCAGUUUGGACUCAUCGAAGCUACCACGCAUGUUACUCCUUCGCGCUGUUACUGUAUCUGGUAAUGUGGAGGCCCUAGACUUCAUACUAAGAAAUUUACGGCUGGGGGAGUCUAGAGAAUUGUUACCCGAAGCCAUUGGCAAGGAAUUCGCUGCUCAGUGGGCUAUGGUUGAGAAGACGAUGGGAACCAGCUGUGCUACAGCCUCUCCGCUGGACAUUGCGACUAAGCUGGGAUACCAAGAGUCGACGGCCAAGCUACUGGCAGGGAAUAAUAGGACUUAA